UGUCUGUGGGAGAGUUAGAGGCAGGGGGGGGCGAAGCCUCGCAAAUCAUUUUUUACUUUAUAAAAUAUUAAUUUAUAUAAAACGAAACGCCCGUGUAAUUGUUCCUUCCACCCGGCGCAGGGGGUGCAUUUGUUGCUGUGUGUGUUAUCGUUUUGUUUCUGUUGUUUACCGCAGUUAGGGGCAGCGAUUGAACUCUGGCAGCAUGUUAGAUUUCUUCACCAUCUUCAGCAAGGGGGGGCUGGUUCUGUGGUGCUUCCAGGGCGUCAAUGGGUCCUUCACCGGGCCCGUCAAUGCGCUCAUCCGAUCUGUCAUCUUGCAGGAACGCAGCGGCAGCAACUUAUUCACCCACGAUGCCCUGAGCCUGAAGUAUAAACUGGAUAACGAGUUUGAACUGGUGUUUGUGGUGGGGUUCCAGAAGAUCCUGACGCUGACGUACGUUGAUAAGUUUAUAGAUGACGUGCAGCUCCGGUUCCGCGAUCGCUAUAAGAAUCAGCUCGAACAGAAAGGGGCGAUGAAAUUGCUCAACGGUUCCUUUGAGUUUCAGGAUGACUUCCAGCAGCUGCUUCGGGAGGCAGAGCAGAGCACUAAAGCUUGCGCUCCGGCCCCCAUGAAGACCUUCAAGCAGUCCCAGAAAUCCCAGAAGACUGUGAAAUCCAUGAUCGAAACGAGAGGAGGGGAGAAAGGAAAGGAGAAGGAGAGCAACAAGAAAUGCAAAAAUGCCAAAAAAGAGGCCUCAGCAGCUGAGGGAGAUGGGGACUCCACCAGAGGUGGGACACAAUCGGGGCUCCCCAAGAAGAGCUCCCCCAGACCGCAAGAGAACGGAAACGAGGGGCUGACCCCCGAAGAGAUCAAGAGGAACCAGCAGGAGUUCUUCAGGCGUAUGGGAGGAGGGGGUGCCAAGAAACCAAGCAGCAGCAGCAGUAAGUCCCCGAAGCCCGAGAAGCUGCAGCGGGUGAAGGGGAAUCGCGAGUGGGUGAUGGGCGGCACCAACACCAAAGAACUGGACUACAGCAACAAGGACAUCAACGGGUCCCAGGACACACUGCCUGCCACCAAGGACAACACUGAAGACCUGAAGCAGCUUGGUCAGAUGAAGGGAGACCUACGAUCGGUGGAUUAUGAGAGCAGCGAGGAAGAGGAGGAUAAAGAGGUGGUGGUGUCCGCAGCAGCCAAUCCCAGCAAGAGCAGCUCUAAGAGUUUCAGGGGUGUGUUCGGCAUGCUGAAAGGACUGGUGGGCUCCAAGAGCCUGUCCCAGGAAGAUAUGGAGCCAGUGCUGGACAAGCUGAGAGACCACCUCAUCGCUAAGAAUGUAGCAGCCGACAUUGCCACCAAACUCUGCGAGUCUGUGGCCAAAAAACUGGAAGGAAAAGUCAUGGGCACCUUCACCACCGUGACCUCCACUGUGAAGCAGGCUCUCCAGGACUCGCUGGUUCAGAUUCUGCAGCCCAAGCGGCGCGUGGAUAUCCUGCGUGACGUCAUGGAGGCGCGGGCCCAGCACCGUCCCUUCGUCGUCACCUUCUGUGGGGUCAACGGGGUGGGCAAGUCCACCAACCUGGCCAAGAUCUCGUUCUGGCUGAUUGAGAACGGCUUCAGCGUGCUGAUCGCCGCGUGUGACACGUUCCGAGCGGGCGCGGUCGAGCAGCUGCGCACCCACCAGCGCCGCCUCAACUCCAUGCACCCCCCCGAGAAGAACGGGGGGCGGCCCCGGGUCCAGCUCUACGAAAAGGGCUACGGCAAGGACGCCGCCGGCAUCGCCAUGGAGGCCAUCGCCUACGCCCGGAGCCACAGUUUCGAUGUGGUGCUGGUGGACACGGCUGGCCGCAUGCAGGACAACGCCCCUCUGAUGGUGGCUCUCGCCAAGCUGAUUGCCGUCAACAUGCCCGACCUGGUGCUGUUCGUGGGGGAAGCGCUGGUGGGGAACGAGGCUGUAGACCAGCUGGUGAAGUUUAACCAGGCGCUGGCAGACCACUCCAUGUCAGACACACCGCGGAUCAUUGAUGGCAUCGUCCUCACCAAGUUCGACACCAUAGACGACAAGGUGGGUGCUGCUAUUUCUAUGACCUACAUCACCGGCCAGCCCAUUGUGUUCGUGGGCACUGGGCAGACCUACAGCGACCUGCGCAGCCUCAAUGCCCGGGCCGUGGUCAGCGCCCUCAUGAAGGCUUAAAAUAAAGCUGCGUGGACGGGAGGUGCUGCCGUCUCCCGACAUCUUACAACACGCUUCAGAAAUUCCAUUUCUGCUAUAGCGACUCCCAUCUUUACCAACUCAGUCACACAGGCUUUGUGCUUUUCCAUCUGGAGAGUAGAAAAUGAAAAAGAAACUGAUUACGGUGGUAGUUUGGUGUAGCGGUAGAGAUGCUGGGGUCUGAUCCCAGCUCUGUGGAACACAUUGGGGGUAAUAGAUGCUUACCCUCCUGUUGUGCCUCAAUCACCACCCCACCCCACCCCACCACGUAAUUACUGGAGAGAAGCGACAGGAUCUCCACUGCCAGAAAAAAAAAGAGAAUGUGAGAAUGACUUUUUUUUUUUUCUUCUAUUCUAAAUUUUAAGUGUAACAGUUUGUUUCAGCUGUCAGUUUUAACAGAUUUUGGCAGCUAGAGAGUAUAUGAUUUUUUUAAUUUAUUGAAUCCGUCACCAGACCAAAGCUAAAAUCUGCCAAUCAAGAUUUUAAUAACCAGUGUUACUCACGCCAGGAUUUUGUUUUUGGGUGACCAUAUGUUACCCAAACAAGGCAGGUGAAAGGAUUUUGAAUGCAGGUACUUCAGAUUUACCGGAAUUGGUUUCCCUUGCAGAAAAACAUUGUUAAAUAAACUUCCCAAAGUGCUCAGUGCUGUACUAAACAGAAAUUACACAUGUGUGUAAUAAUAUUAGUAACAGAAGAGUGAUCCCAGACGAGGAAUGUCACAAGCCCUGUGUGUGGUAUCUUGUCUGCCUUUCUGUUACGCUCUUGCAGUUUUAAGGACUAGUGUCUCAGAGAUAGUGAGCGAGUGCUACUUUCAAACCCUUAGUUCACUUCCCUUUAUUGGGGAUAGCAACUCAGCAUGGAGCCCAUGUGGCUCACACCAGCCGCACACACCUUUCGUGAAGGCUGCUGCAGUGAUAGUUUCUUUUUUUUUUAAUCUUCCAAAAUCUAAAAUAAGAAGAAAUCAAUAAAAAUGUGUACUAGAGGUGUAAAUGCACCCAGUCCCCUCCUUACUAGUGCAAUACAAGAGGCUUGAGAGCUAUAUAAAGAGAUCCAUGUGAUAAUUUAUGAGAAUGAAAUACAUUUCUUAAAUAAAGUUGCUAUUGUA
This is a messenger RNA of Polyodon spathula (Mississippi paddlefish), 3290 nucleotides long. RefSeq names its product SRP receptor subunit alpha (gene srpra). Gene Ontology annotation, biological process: SRP-dependent cotranslational protein targeting to membrane. The record is from RefSeq and is a predicted model, not a curated record. Lineage: Eukaryota; Metazoa; Chordata; Actinopteri; Acipenseriformes; Polyodontidae. The transcript has 14 exons. Gene Ontology annotation, molecular function: GTPase activity; ATP hydrolysis activity; signal recognition particle binding. Bases 203 to 2167 code for a protein of 654 amino acids. Gene Ontology annotation, cellular component: endoplasmic reticulum membrane; signal recognition particle receptor complex.